AUGAUGAUGAUGUCCCUAAACAGCAAGCAGGCGUUCAGCAUGCCGCACGGCGGCAGCCUGCACGUGGAGCCCAAGUACUCGGCACUGCACAGCGCCUCGCCCGGCUCCUCGGCGCCCGCGGCGCCCUCAGCCAGCUCCCCCAGCAGCUCCAGCAAUGCUGGCGGCGGUGGUGGCGGCGGAGGCGGCGGCGGAGGCCGGAGCAGCAGCUCCAGUAGCAGUGGCAGCAGUGGCGGCGGAGGCGGCGGCGGGGGCUCAGAGGCUAUGCGGAGAGCUUGUCUUCCAACCCCACCGAGCAAUAUAUUCGGCGGGCUGGAUGAGAGUCUGCUGGCCCGUGCCGAGGCUCUGGCCGCCGUGGACAUCGUCUCCCAGACCAAGAGUCACCACCACCACCCGCCCCACCACAGCCCCUUCAAGCCGGACGCCACUUACCACACCAUGAACACCAUCCCGUGCACGUCGGCUGCCUCUUCUUCAUCUGUACCCAUCUCGCACCCGUCUGCACUGGCCGGCACCCACCACCACCACCAUCACCACCAUCACCACCACCACCAGCCGCACCAGGCGCUCGAAGGCGAGCUGCUGGAGCACCUGAGUCCCGGGCUGGCCCUGGGUGCCAUGGCUGGCCCCGACGGCGCGGUGGUGUCCACGCCGGCUCAUGCUCCGCACAUGGCCACCAUGAACCCCAUGCACCAAGCAGCGCUCAGCAUGGCCCAUGCGCACGGUCUGCCCUCGCACAUGGGCUGCAUGAGCGACGUGGACGCCGACCCGCGGGACCUGGAGGCGUUCGCCGAGCGCUUCAAGCAGCGACGUAUCAAGCUGGGGGUGACCCAGGCAGAUGUCGGUUCCGCUCUAGCCAACCUCAAAAUCCCCGGCGUGGGCUCUCUUAGCCAGAGCACCAUCUGCAGGUUCGAGUCUCUCACGCUGUCACACAACAACAUGAUCGCGCUCAAACCCAUCCUGCAGGCUUGGCUGGAGGAGGCAGAGAAGUCCCACCGCGAGAAGCUCACCAAGCCUGAGCUCUUCAAUGGCGCUGAGAAGAAGCGCAAGCGCACGUCCAUAGCUGCGCCUGAGAAGCGUUCGCUUGAAGCCUACUUUGCCAUCCAGCCGCGACCCUCCUCGGAGAAGAUCGCCGCCAUAGCAGAGAAGCUGGAUCUUAAGAAAAACGUGGUGCGCGUCUGGUUCUGCAACCAGAGGCAGAAACAGAAAAGAAUGAAAUAUUCCGCCGGCAUAUAG
Molecule: messenger RNA, 1233 nt
Organism: Marmota monax (woodchuck)
Lineage: Eukaryota; Metazoa; Chordata; Mammalia; Rodentia; Sciuridae
Gene: Pou4f2
Product: POU class 4 homeobox 2
Exons: 2
Coding region: 1-1233 (410 amino acids)
Biological process (GO): regulation of transcription by RNA polymerase II
Molecular function (GO): RNA polymerase II cis-regulatory region sequence-specific DNA binding; DNA-binding transcription factor activity, RNA polymerase II-specific
Source: RefSeq, a predicted model, not a curated record